AUGGCUUCUAUUGCUGCAGGCGUACCAGAUCUGUCCAAUAUUACCCCCGAAUACAUCGCCUAUACCAACGCCCCAACCCUUCUGGCACAGACUGGCGCAUUAUAUGCCGCUGUUGCUGUUGUCGUAUUGUUACGAUGCUACGUCCGAAUUUGGAUGCUUCAAUCGUUUGGAAAAGACGAUUGGGCUAUAUUAUUCGCCUUUGUAUUUGCCACCGCAACAUACAUCAUAUAUGUUAUACAAACAACAGUAGGCAUCGGGAGGCAUCUUGUGGUUAUUCAAAUGGACAAGGACAGAUAUCGUGAGUUUCUGAGACUCCGUCAAACUCAGUCGAUACUGGUUGCAAUUGGAGUAGCAUUGAUCAAGGUCUCUGUCGCCUGUUUCCUGCUACGACUUGUGACAAAGAAAGCGUAUGCGUGGUUCUUGCAUGGCUUGAAUAUCUUCAUGACGCUCUUUACUGCUGCAUGUGUUGGAACACUAGCUGCUUGGGACUUACGGCUUCGUCCGCCGCCAUUGGGAUCUGGGACUGCAAAAUGCUUCAACUCACAAACCUUCACUGCUAUUGGACUUAUGAACACUAUUGUUACAAUCGCAACAGAUUUCCUACUGGCUCUGUUGCCAAUUCCGCUAAUCUGGAACCUGCAACUGAACAUCCGCACUAGAGUCUCGCUUAUCCUUGUUCUAGCCCUUGGACUGUUUGCUGGCAUUGCUUGUGUUAUCAAGUCAAAGAAGCAAGCGAAAUUCUUCGACAACCCCGAUCCAUAUGUAUACGACACCUUCACCAUGUGGAGAUUCAUCGAAUUCGAUGUAGGGAUCAUAGCUGCCUCAUUACCGGCACUUAAGCCCCUAUUCAGCCAGUUUCUCAACGCCAGCCGAAGUUUGACAAGUGCACAGAUAAAGACAUCUAGUUUCCACCAGAAUCCGAAUACGCUUGGCUAUCACAAACAAACGGAACACUCAGACAAAGGCAUCAUGCUAAAAGAAUACAACACUAGACCCAAUAACUCCGUCAGGGUCUCUUGUCAGUCAAUGGGCGGAGCAAACAACAAAAUGUGGAACAUGGGAAGGUCGACGGAUAGUGACGAAAGCAUCUUGCCGCUGCAUGGUGUCAUGAACACCCCAAACGCUAUUGUGGUCAGAAGAGACGUACACGUCGAUUGA
Molecule: messenger RNA, 1158 nt
Organism: Dothidotthia symphoricarpi CBS 119687
Lineage: Eukaryota; Fungi; Ascomycota; Dothideomycetes; Pleosporales; Dothidotthiaceae
Exons: 3
Coding region: 1-1158 (385 amino acids)
Source: RefSeq, a predicted model, not a curated record